AUGAAUGCUCUGCUGCUAGCAGCCUGGUUUGGUCGCCUCAACAUCCUACAGAUCCUCGUGGCCUCUGGAGCAAAACUCAACUCUGAAAACAAAAAUGGGCUGGGUCUGCUGCACUGUGCCGCCCAGCGGGGUCAUAGCAGAGUGCUGGAGUUCAUCAUGGAGGACCUAGUAGAGGACGUACUGCUGGACAGGGUGGACAAUUCUGGGAAGACAGCGUUUCACCUGGCUGCAGAACAUGGACAACUAGAGGUGGUUGAGUUCCUCAUCGGUAUGGGCUGCACUCACGGCCUCAAGGAUAAGGAUGAAAACAUGGCCAUCCAUCUAGCAGCCAAGCAUGGACAUAAAGAGGUCCUGCAUAAGUUAGUUGAGACAGGAGUGGACAUUGACGAGAGAAACAUAGACGGACUGACACCUCUGCACCUGUCCUCUGACGGAGGUCACUAUGAAUGUGUCAAACUACUGCUGGAGGCCUGCUGUAAUGUCAACGUGCUGACAAACAAGAAUAUGAAUGCCCUCCACUACGUGGCCCAGCACGGCUUAGAGAGGGAGACCAGUCUGCUGCUGCAGGCGGGCGUCAACACAGACACCGUGGAUGGCCAACACACAUCCCCUCUUCACAUCGCCGUGCUCCACAAUCACACUGAGGUGGUACGGCUGCUAAUAGACGCUGAAUGUGACCUGGACAUAUCUGACAAUAGGCUCCAGACAGCCCUGCACAUUGCAGCAGAGCAUGGAAGACAGGACAUCGCUGAGAUGAUCCUCAUAGCUGGGGUUAACCUCAAACUACUGGAUAAGCAGGGGAAGACUUCUCUGGAGGUGGCAGCCAGAGGAAACAAUGUCAUCUUAGUGGACAUGAUCAUCAAAGCAGACCGGUUUUACAAGUGGGAAAAGGACAACGUGAUCAGCGAUGGUGAUUCGUGGCUGGGGAAGCAGCUGAGCUUUAAGCAGGACCACCAGGUGGAGACCCAGCACCUGCGCUCUGUCACGUGGAGGCUGGCCACCAAAGACCUAUCCCGCGGGGAGUGGAAGAGCCUCGCACAGCACUGGGGCUUCACGGAUGCCCACAUACGCUCCAUAGAGCAGCAGUGGACAGGUACAAAGAGCUUCAAGGAGCAUGGGCACCGUAUGUUGCUGAUCUGGCUGCAUGGAGUAGUCAUCGCAGGGGAGAACCCAAUCAAAGGCCUGUAUGAGGGACUGGCGGGGAUCUCCAGGACCGACCUAGCUGAAAGCAUCAGACAGAAGGCAAAUGCAGAAACAAGCUCUCCCAAGAAAUGCACUGCCAUGUGAACAAGUCCAUCCUGAAACACACUGAUAUACUGCAGGAAUAAAUGCCCAUUCCAGGGUUCAAAACUAAAAAUAGUGUCUGAAUAAAGUUAACACACUGAACAGAAAUAUAAAUGCAACAUGUAAAGUGUUGGUCCCAUGUUUAAUGACCUGAAAUAAAUUAUCCCAGA
Molecule: messenger RNA, 1454 nt
Organism: Salvelinus namaycush (lake trout)
Lineage: Eukaryota; Metazoa; Chordata; Actinopteri; Salmoniformes; Salmonidae
Gene: ankdd1a
Product: ankyrin repeat and death domain containing 1A
Exons: 12
Coding region: 1-1287 (428 amino acids)
Biological process (GO): signal transduction
Molecular function (GO): protein binding
Source: RefSeq, a predicted model, not a curated record